Molecule: messenger RNA, 1491 nt
Organism: Colletotrichum navitas
Lineage: Eukaryota; Fungi; Ascomycota; Sordariomycetes; Glomerellales; Glomerellaceae
Product: cytochrome P450
Exons: 6
Coding region: 1-1491 (496 amino acids)
Molecular function (GO): oxidoreductase activity, acting on paired donors, with incorporation or reduction of molecular oxygen; monooxygenase activity; iron ion binding
Source: RefSeq, a predicted model, not a curated record
AUGAUCCUUUUUAGUACCCUUGGCUUUGUUGUUUUCUAUGUCCUGGGAAGGCUGCUCUACAAUGUGUAUUUCCAUCCGCUUUGUCGAUACCCCGGUCCCAAACUAUGGGCAGCCACCAGGAUCCCCUACACGCAAAGCAUGGUUACAGGACGAUUGCACAGGAGGGUGCUGGAACUGCACCAAGAAUACGGCCCAAUUGUGAGAAUUGGUCCUGACGAACUGGCUUACAACGACAGCAAGGCCUGGAGAGACCUCCACGGCCACGUCAAGGGCCAGACCGGCGACCACGGGAGGGAUCCAGUGGCCACGUGGGACUAUAGGCAUGGAAUUAUCGGCGCCAAGCGCGAAGACCAUCCCCGUUUCCGCCGCGGGCUGACCCACGGCUUCUCAGCGCAGGCCAUGAAGGAGCAGCAGCCCAUCGUCACAGGCUAUGUCGACCUGUUCAUCCAGAGACUUCACCAAAGCUGCGCCUCUGGCUCCCGCCCUCUCGACAUGGUCAAAUGGUACGACUUUGUCACCUUUGAUAUACUUGGCGACCUGGCGUUUGGUGAAUCCUUUAACUGCUUGCAAGGCUCUGAAUACCACUCGUGGGUGAAGAUCAUCUUUGACAACGUUAAAGCGUCCGCCAUUGGCAUUGAAGCCCGUCGGUUUCCCGCCGUCGCCCGACUACUGGAGUACCUAGUGCCAGCUCACUUGAUUGAGCAGCAGAAGCACCACAACGCACUCACCCAUCACAAACGGCUGGCGGCCAAGGGCGAGCGCCCGGACUUUAUGCAUUCAAUGCUUCGCAAGCGAGAGAACAAGACGGAAUUCACCCUCCCCGAGCUGGAGAGCACUUCUUCAACCAUCAUCAUGGCCGGUUCCGAAACAACGUCGACUGCUCUCGCGGGAAUUACUUAUUUCCUAGUCACUCACCCCGAAGUCAUGAAGAAAUUGUGCAACGAGGUACGGGCCUCUUUCGCGACCGAGGAUGAGAUUAAUAUGAACAGCGUGCAAAGCCUACGCUACAUGUAUGCCAUUAUCAACGAGGGUAUGCGAAUGUUUCCUCCGGUUGCCACAGGGAUCCCGCGGAAGGUCUUUGAAGGCGGCGGCGUGUUUCUCGACCGGUUUGUGCCUGAAGGUACGCUCGUCCAGGUAUGGCACUGGUCCGUGUACCACAGCCCGGGAAACUUUGCAUUCCCCGACUCGUUCGUCCCAGAGCGCUGGCUCGACGAAGAUGCUCGCUUUGCAAAUGACAGGAAGGAAGCCUUUCAGCCGUUUUCGAUUGGCCCCCGAAGCUGCAUCGGGAUGAAUUUGGCGUAUGCGGAGAUGCGUCUCAUUCUCGCCAGAGUGAUUUGGAACUUCGACAUAAAACUCCACCCGGACAGCCGGGGCUGGUUUGAAGGGAUGAAAACCUACAUACUAUGGCAGAAGGAUCCUCUCCAGGUCUACCUAACGCCGAGGAAGGUCGGCGAUGGAAGCCGGACUUUUCAAAGUCCGCCAGAUAUGUAA